Daphnia pulicaria is the source of this 1026-nucleotide messenger RNA. RefSeq lists its product as uncharacterized. The transcript has a single exon. Lineage: Eukaryota; Metazoa; Arthropoda; Branchiopoda; Diplostraca; Daphniidae. Gene Ontology annotation, biological process: DNA integration. The coding region runs from base 1 to 1026 and encodes 341 amino acids. The record is from RefSeq and is a predicted model, not a curated record. Gene Ontology annotation, molecular function: nucleic acid binding.
AUGUGGGAACAGAUUUUGCUUUCAGAUAUCCGGCAGAACACCUGGAUUACGGCCGGAAGAGAGGAAGUAAAACGCAUCAGAAACGAGUGCAUUCCAUGUCGCCGCUUUCACCCGAAAGCAGCCCUCCAGAUCAUGUCCAACGUUAAUCAGGCGCGAUUAGGAGCUCGGGAGCCGCCUUUCACAUACACAUCGGUAGAUAAUUUUUGCCCAAUCGAUGUCACCUAUGAGAGAGGAACGAUGAAGAGAUGGGGAGCCCUGUUCACUUGUCUAGUAACACGGGCUGUCUUCGUAGAUGUGGCCAUCUCGCUCUCUUCGGACGAUUUCCUGAUGGUAUUGAGGCUAUUUGCAGCGAUUUACCGGAAGCCAGCGCACAUGUUUUCGGAUAACGGAACAAAUUUGGUGGGAGAAGAGCGGAUCCUGCGGGAGGAGCUGAAACGAUUAAAAGGAGAUGAAGAUUUAACCGUGCAGCUCAAGAUUCUUGGAAUUCACUGGACCUUUCAGCCCGCUCAAACCCCUCAUUUCGGCGGAUCGCACGAGGCGUUGUUACGAUCUGUGAAAAAUGCUCUGUAUGCAGCACUCGAUUCAGAGAAUCUCAGUUUGAGGAAACCGAGCGACGAGAUUCUUCGCACCCUGUUAUUCGAAGUGUCUGGUCUGUUAAAUUCGCGUCUGCUCACAUACGUGAGUUCGGACCCGGAUAUUUUUCGCCCUCUUACUCCAAAUGACUUUUUAAAUCGGGCCCCAGUGGCGGACUUGCUGGCCGGCGAAUUCAGUCGGUCUCUGCCAAGAGAUCAUUACCGCUACACCCAACGGUUAGCUACUCUAUUUUGGGACCAGUGGCAUGGAGCCUUUUUACAGUCAAUGGUUGGACGAAGAAAAUGGCAGACGCCAGCACCGAAUCUAGCUGUGGAAGAUUACGUCCUAGAUGACUGGAAGAAUGCCCCAAGAGGACGAUGGCGCACGGGGAGGAUGGUACUGACUUACCUUGGUUCCUACGGUUUAGUCCGUGCAGCGGAUGUGAAAUUCUAA